AUGAGCGCCGAAGCAUAUCAGUACAGAGCGCUUUAUGACUACAAAAAGGAGAGGGAGGAGGACAUCGACCUCCACGAGGGGGACGUAUUGUUGGUAAGCAAAGGAGCUCUAGUGGCCCUUGGGUACACGGAUGGUCUGGAGCAGCAGCCAAACAAGAUUGGCUGGCUGCCGGGCUUCAAUGAAACCACUCAGGAAAAGGGGGACUUCCCGGGGACAUAUGUCGAGUACAUCGGGAGGAAGUGGAUCUCCCCCCCCACUCCCAAACCGAGGCCCGUCCGACCUCUACCUGUGGCUCCCAGCCCCGUCAAAACCGACGAAGAGUCCGACUCGGAACAAGGCUCCUGUUUGCCGGACCUGACAGAGCAGUUUUCCCUCCCGGACACCGCUCCACCCAUGCUGACCAGGCUGCUGGAAGCCAUAGAGAAGAAAGGGCUGGAGAACCCCACCCUGUACCGAACCUUCACUGCAGGAGCCGGACUGGAGGUCAGGCAGUACUUUGAGUCAGAUCCUCCAUCCGCAGACCUGGAUCAGCUGGAUCUGCCGGUCUUGUGCGACGGCCUGCGCCGGUACCUGCUGGACCUUCCCCAGCCCGUCGUCCACCCGGCACUACAAGUCCAGAUGGUCCACACGGCCAAAGAGGUGGCGAACCCUGAAGAAUGCGCCCAGCUGCUGCGCCGCGUGGCCAGCACCCCCAGCCUGCCCCACCAGUACUGGCUGGCCCUGCACUGCCUGCUCAGGCACUUUGCUAGAGUGUGCCAGAGCGGCUCCAAGAACCUGCUGAGCCCCAGAACGCUGGGGGAGAUCUUCAGCCCCGUCUUCUUCAGACAGCAGUCCGUCGGCUGUGAACCCAGCCUGGACGCCUACAUCAAGAUCAUUGAGGUUCUGGUGACCACCGAGUGGAGCGAGAGUCGAGCCGCUCCAGCUCUGCCUCCGAAGCCCCCGAAGCCCGCGGCUGUGAUUAACAACGGAAUGAACAACAAUAUGGCUCUGCAGGACGCAGAGUGGUACUGGGGGGAGAUCUCCAGGGAGGAGGUCAACGAGAAGCUGAGGGACACUGCGGACGGUACGUUUCUGGUGCGAGACGCCUCCACGAAAAUGCACGGCGACUACACGCUGACUCUGAGGAAAGGAGGAAACAACAAGCUUAUCAAGAUAUUCCACCGGGACGGGAAGUACGGCUUCUCCGACCCGCUGACCUUCAGCUCCGUGGUGGAGCUCAUCAACCACUAUCGCAACGAAUCUCUGGCUCAGUACAACCCCAAGCUGGACGUGAAGCUGCUCUACCCCGUCUCCAAGCAACAGCAGGACCAGGUGGUGAAGGAGGACAACAUCGAGGCCGUGGGGAGGAAGCUCUGCGAAUACCACCAGCAAUACCAGGAGAAGAACAAGGAAUACGACCGUCUGUACGAGGAGUACACCAGGACGUCACAGGAGAUCCAAAUGAAGCGCACAGCCAUAGAAGCUUUCAACGAAACCAUAAAGAUAUUCGAGGAGCAGUGCCAAACGCAGGAGCGGUACAGCAAAGACUACAUCGAGAGGUUCAGGAAAGAAGGAAACGAGAAGGAGAUCCAGAGGAUCAUGGGAAACUACGAGAAGUUAAAGUCUAGAAUCAGUGAAAUCGUGGACAGCAAGCGCAGACUGGAGGAGGACCUGAGGAAGCAGGCGGCCGACUACAGAGAGAUCGACAAGAGGAUGAACAGCAUCAAGCCGGACCUCAUCCAGCUCCGCAAGACCAGAGACCAGUACCUCACGUGGCUGACACAGAAAGGAGUGCGGCAAAAGAAGCUGAACGAGUGGCUGGGAAUCAAGAACGAGAACACAGAGGAUCAAUACUCGAUGGUGGAGGACGACGAAGACCUCCCUCAUCACGACGAGCGCACCUGGAAGCUGGAGAAGAUCGACCGGCUGGAGGCUGAGGGCCUCCUUCAGGGAAAGAGAGACGGCACAUUCCUGGUUCGGGAAAGCAGCAAGCCGGGAUGCUACGCAUGCAGCGUGAUGGUGGACGGCGAGGUGAAGCACUGCGUCAUCAACAAGACGCCCUCCGGCUACGGCUUCGCGGAGCCCUACAACCUGUACAGCUCGCUAAAAGAACUCGUACUUCACUACCAGCACACGUCGCUGGUCCAGCACAAUGACUCUCUGAAUGUGACGCUAGCGUACCCCGUCUUCACCCACCAGCGGCGGUGAGGACCCCGGACGCCUUCUUACGGACGCAAAGAUGCACGGCCUCGCCGGAUUUGGAUGCCUGAACCAUUUCAGAGACACAAGCCUGAAUGUAGAUCUCCUGUUUCUUUUCGUUCUCGUUUUCCGUUGGGAGCACAGAAUCCAGCCGACUGCUGAGCUCCACCCCUCCCCGAGCGGGCGGGCGAGCGGAGAACAUUUGAGGCCUUUUUCCUUCCAGUGCUUGUUCUUUUCCAGAGCUUUACCAGCCGGAACCGGAAGGACUCUUCGCACCGGCCACGACUUCCUCAUCUGCGUGUUUUUCUUUGUACGACUGCCCACGUGACCAAAACUCUUCCAAUCAGGAGAGUGUGGGGGAGGGGCUUGUGUUGACUGUUCAGUAGCAGACCAUGGAUCAGCUGACAAAUGUAGCAAAACGGCACUUUGAAAAAGACAAACUUUAUUUUGUGUUUGGAAACAAGGAGCAGAAAGGACUCGACCCACGCCUCGCCGGUUGGACUUGCAGAAACAAACUCGGAUCUGCUGGCAAGUCGAACUAUGAAUGGACUUGUGUACAUAAAUCAAAUUGUGCAAACUCGUGAAUCAAAGUACCAAAAAAAAAAAAAAAAGGAUCAGCUCCUGUUUUAGUUUUAUUCUGAUCUGCUAUGCAAGUCUUUCUCCAUUUUUACUGUUGCAACACGAUAUAAGCUUCGUUUUUGCUUGAAAAUCUGUUCCUGUUUAAGGAUCCAGGAGGAUAUUUUGUUGAAAAUGCCAAGAUACAGUUAAAAGAAAUGCAUAUAAUUUUUAAAAGAGAGCAUAAACUUUAUUAUAAAUGACUUUAACAGCUCCUAUGGUGGAAGAUGUGAGCGUUUUAUUAGGUUUUUUUUUCCUUCAAACUAAAGUCCCUCUCAGGCGUUUGAGCUGCUUCGGUCACAAGUUUUCUUUUUUUUUUUUUUUUUUUUCCGAACAUGCAGUCGUGAGUUAAAAGCGCUCAAAACGGCCUGAUGGGAUCGUACGACCCAUAUCACCACCAAAACAGCAGUAUAGAUUUAUUUUGUUAUAAAGAAAAUAUAUAAUGUUCCCAUAAGAGAGAUAAGCUCACUUUACAUUUUACACUUAGUAUUUUUCUGUAUCAGAAAAUCACUGUUUACAUGGGUGGAUCAGCUCAUUUCAGAAAGCGAUUUCUCAUUUCGAAAUGAGAAAUUUCAAUUAAACGCAGGUUGCCACGGCUCGACUCGUUUCCUUCGACAGCUUUUUUUUUUUUAAAUUUUUUUUAGUUUAGCUGUAAUUAAGUGUCAGAAACCACUGAACGUGUAUAUUUUUUUAAACGGGCGUUUUUCCACGCGAUACGAGGAGGGAAAAAAAGGCGACCAAGAUCAGACGUAUAUUUUGGGUUCUUCUGCGCGGCGGGCACGGCCAAAGUGAAAUCUGUGACGGAAGAGUUGUAGAAGACUUCAGCUGCUUGUUUUCACUGAGCGCGUGACGAGGCUGGCCGCCGUGCAGCACGCACCUCAGUAUUAGCUCGGUUCACCUGACAUGACGGUACAAAAGUGUUUUUGAAACGAUCAAAAUCACACCCAACGUUCAAAAGUGUCUUUUUUUUUGUUUUUCUUGAUCAGAUGUCUCCAAAUUCAGAACAGCAGUAAACUAACCGGCACUUAACCCCGACAGCUGCUGGCACAAACAUUGUGGUUUUGAAGUUCUCAGAUGACGUGCACCAUCUUUUUUUAAAUUUGAACUUCUGUUUUUGUUUUUUUUUAUAUGGUGACCCCCUACCCCCCCCACACCCAUGGUUGGAUUGAAAUCAGACAAUUUUCCCCUGUUUGGCUUCAGAUCUGUAUUGGGCUUUGUUAAACAUGAAAUAAAACACUUGUUUUUAUGAA
Messenger RNA from Oryzias latipes (Japanese medaka), 4043 nucleotides. The record is from RefSeq and is a predicted model, not a curated record. NCBI's taxonomy places the organism in Eukaryota, Metazoa, Chordata, Actinopteri, Beloniformes, Adrianichthyidae.